AUGGAGUACCAGGAAAAGAAGAUUGUGCCACCAACCCGCGUGACACACAUCACGUUUCACCGGAUAAAGGACCCGCUGUACGUGUUCCAGUUGACCAUAUGGUCUCUUCCGCCGCUGGCCGCCGCUGCGAUUACGUUCGCAGCCUUUCUGCGCGCGCGCCCACAACGCAGAGUGCCUGGCGGGUACGCAUUACGCUUCCUCUUCUUAACUCUCUUCUUCUGGUCUGCUUUUAACGCGAUUGCAACACUGGUGAGUUCUGAAAAAGCCAUUUUUCUGGCUACCCAGUUCGCCUAUCUGGGCGUAUCGCUGGCUCCAGUGGCCUGGUUUGUUUUUGCCGUGACGUACAGCCAACGUGUUUUAAAGAUUUCGCGGCAUGCGCUGAAUACCAUUUCGGCGCUACCGUUAAUCACCAUGUUGCUUGCGCUUUCGAACUCCUCCCAUCACCUGAUCUGGAUUGAUCUACGCUUCGUCUCGGCAGAUGGCUUCACCGGGUUGAUCACAGAACAUGGCUUCUGGUUUUAUGUACAUGCCGUCUACUCAUACGCAUUGAUCCUGGUUGCCACCGCCGUGUUGGCUUUUGCCCUCACACAAUACAAACAACACCACCAGAGUCUGUUGGCGGCGGUAUUCGCACCGGUUGUUGCAGUUACCACCAACCUGUUAUCACUGUCUCCCUGGAACCCCUAUCCCUGGCUGGACCUGACCAUGGUCGGGUUUGUUGUCGCGGUUCUUAUUCUUGAUGUCGGCAUCAUGCGCCGCGGUCUUCUGCGCAACGCGCCAGUCUCCAGAGAGCGCGUUAUUGAGCACCUCAAAGAUCCGGUGCUGGUCCUUAAUCACGAUGGCGAAAUCAUUGACGCCAAUCAAUCGGCGCUGUCUGCCUGGGAUCACGAGUUCAGCCUGCUUGGCAAUACCAUCGACGAGCUGAUUCCGAGGAUACCUAGCGAAAUUCUCUUCAGCCCUGACAGCAACAGCGAAACAACUAUCGCCGGACGCGCUUACGAAAUUGCCUCAACGCCGUUAGACCCCACCAACGUUGCAACCCAGGUAGCCAUUGUAUUCCGCGACGUCACGGAACGCAGAGCAGCCAUUUCCGCUCUGCAGAAUGCAAAAGCAGAAUUGCAGCGCAUGGCGCAUACUGACGCACUGACCAAUAUGCACAAUCGACGUUAUUUCAUGGAACGUCUGCAGACUGAGUUCGAGCGCAUCCAACGCCACGGCAGCGUGCUGUCUGUUCUGCUGUUCGACCUGGAUCAUUUCAAGAAAGUUAAUGAUACUUACGGCCAUGACAUUGGUGACGCUGUGCUCAUCGCGAUUGCUGAUGUGGUCAACCAGGUGAAACGCGGGACAGACAUCGCCUGCCGAUUUGGUGGUGAAGAGUUUGCCCUGCUGCUGCCGGAAACCGACAAGAUAGGUGCCAUCAACUUAGCGCAGCGGAUGCGCAGAAGCAUCGAAAGCUACCCUUAUGCCACCAAGGUUGGUCACAAUGUUCAGGUUACCGCCAGUAUCGGCGUCGCCACACUGUCGCAGGCAGAUCAGGCACCGGAAAACCUGUUGAAAACGGCUGAUCGUGCGCUUUAUAAAGCCAAAGAUGGCGGUCGCAACAUGGUAUGCAUCAGCAACGACUAG
This is a messenger RNA of Symbiodinium pilosum, 1626 nucleotides long. The record is from the annotation of a GenBank genome assembly. Lineage: Eukaryota; Dinophyceae; Suessiales; Symbiodiniaceae.